This is a messenger RNA of Exaiptasia diaphana, 1556 nucleotides long. RefSeq names its product glycine-rich protein 23. Lineage: Eukaryota; Metazoa; Cnidaria; Anthozoa; Actiniaria; Aiptasiidae. The record is from RefSeq and is a predicted model, not a curated record. The coding region runs from base 76 to 1032 and encodes 318 amino acids. The transcript is spliced from 9 exons.
UCGAGUUAUUCAUUGUAUACUGUAUUUAUUACGGGAAUAGCUAGUCAAUAAGGUACGGGCCUAAAAUUUGAGAAAAUGAACCAAGCAAGAUCACUUUGUUUAUUGGCUAUUCUAGCUCUAGUUUCCACCGGAUUUGCUAGAAGCACAAAAAAAGGACAUGUUGAACACAAAUCCAAGAAACAAGGAGGUUCACAUUUCCCAUCAAGAAGAACACACACCAGCAAAAAAUCUGGCGAAUUUGACUUCCAAGGAGUUCCUGGAGCUAUGGACGGAGGAAUGGGAGGAGGUUUUGGCAUGAGCCCAAUGGGAGGUUUCGGUGGUGGCAUGGAGAGCAUGGGUGGUGGAAUGGGAGGUGGUGGAAUGACUAUGGGCAUGGGAGGAAUGGGAGGUAUGGGUGGAAUGGGUGGAAUGGGUAUGGGAGCAGGUAUGGGAGGUGGUGACAUGUCCAUGGGAUUUAACGCCGGAACCACGACCAUUGGGGGCGCUGGUGGUGCAACWAUGGAAGGACCUAUGGGUGCAAAUAUGAUGCAAAUGAUGGCCCCCGAACCUAGCGGYCCUAAUGAAGGACCAGUGAUGAGCAAACAGUUUAUUGAAGGAGGCAUGGGAGGCAUGGGUUCAAUGGGCGGCGGCGGCGGUGGWAUGAACACUAUGUCGAUGGGCGGUAUGGGUGGCAUGAUGGGAGGAAUGGGUGGAGGAAGCAUGGGUAGCAUGGGCGGCGGCAGCAUGGGCGGUAUGUCGAUGGAAAACCCUAUGGCURGUAUGCAAAACAUUGAAAGUAUGGGRGGACUUGGCUUUAAAUCACAAGGAAAUGGUAUGAUGGGAGGUGGAAUGUCUGAGAUGGGCGGCAUGGGCGGCAUGGGCAGCAUGGGAGGUAUGGGCGGUAUGGGAGGAAUGGGUGGCAACAUGAUGAGUAUGUUUAAUGGAUCACCACAAGAACCAGGCCAGGAACCAACAAGCGGUGGAACAAAGAGAGAAAAAUUGAGCAGAGUAAGCAAGUCUUCCAAGUCUGCGAAGAAGCAACCAAAGCAUUAAAGAAUAUUGGAGACCUGUCAUAUGGUUUCGGAUAGACUGUGACUGUUAGCAUAUUAAGAAGAUUAUUUGGUUUUAUCAGAGUUGAAAUGAGUAUUUUUAACACUCAAAUAGCAUUCCCAGCAUGAGGGCAUCCAAAGGAAUUAAAGAGAAGUCGUCCGAGAAACUAAUCCAAAGAAAAACAGAAACAUGAACAACUAUAGUAGCACAUUCCAGGAAAAACUUCAAAGAAAACAUAUUCUAAGGAACUGACCUUAACAAAAUUACUAGUUUUUAUGUAAGACCAUGAUUUUGGAAAAUUUGUAUUCACCUAACGUAGUUUGUUAUAUAUGGCUAAGUAACCUGAAAACUGACCUGGAAAACUACGGAUUACCUGGAAUUAAAGACAAAAAUUGGAAAAUUGUUCGAAUGUGAGGAAACAACCACACUAAAAUGCCUCACAGAUUGCAUGAACUUGUAGGAAUCAAAUGUAUUGGAAUUUUAGAUACCAAUUGCAAACACAUGAAUAAAUAUGGUUUGUAAAUGAU